Amblyraja radiata (thorny skate) is the source of this 3443-nucleotide messenger RNA. RefSeq names its product chromatin assembly factor 1, subunit A (p150) (gene chaf1a). Gene Ontology annotation, biological process: nucleosome assembly. The record is from RefSeq and is a predicted model, not a curated record. The coding region runs from base 266 to 3196 and encodes 976 amino acids. Gene Ontology annotation, cellular component: nucleus; CAF-1 complex. The transcript has 15 exons. NCBI's taxonomy places the organism in Eukaryota, Metazoa, Chordata, Chondrichthyes, Rajiformes, Rajidae.
GCAGCUUCUGAAAGAAAUGAAACAUGGUUUUAAGGCGCUGACAGGAAGUUCACCUUGGCCCCAGUCACUUGUACUCAGCUGCUGAGCCGCAGAAAGGCGGGAGAGCGAGUCAGGCACUCGGAUUAAGUAGCGCCCAAUCCAGCAACGAUCAAUCGCUUGAAACAAUUAGCUUUUUACAACAAAUCACAUGGUUUGAAUGGCUAGUUGGUUUAUGACCAGGGUUGCUGAAACUUAUGAUACCGUUGGACUGCUGUUUUGAAUUGUAAUGGAGGAAUGCAAAUUGACAGCAGCGAAUUCAGCAAAGAAACUAGUCCAAGCUCGAUUACCUUUCAAACGUCUCAAUCCUGUACCAAAGCCUGAAAAUGACGAGACUGAUGAUGCCAAGCGGAUAAAAAUAUCUGCCAAUUCACCUGUGCAACUAACUUCGGACACACUGAAUGCCUCUGGCGAGGAUGUUGAGAAUGACUGCAAAAUUAACUUGGAUGGCCAAACUGGAAAUCUAGCGACUUUGGAUAGCGGUCUCAUUCCCUCCACACUUGUAAAUGGGAAAGGACCACUUGAUAAUUUCUUGAAUUUCAUUCGGAAGAGUAAAUCCGUGCCCAAGGUGCACAACAGUGAACUUCAUUCCACUAUUGACUUGACAUGUGAUUCCAGCAGCGAAGUCUUGGACAGUGCAGACACCACAAAUAUAAAAAUGGUGGUUUCUAAAUGUCCAAGUAUGAAAACAAAAGUUGAUUGUGAAAAAGCAUGUAACCCAUUGAGACCUAGCUUAACAACAACAGUUAAUUCUGCUGAACCUAUGAGUUAUGGAAAUUCAGCAACUGGGGAGACCAGCAGUGAGACAAAGGCCAAGGAAAGGCACAAAUCUGAAAGUGACAGCCCUAUUUCUCUCCGCUUUCUCCGAAGAGUUCCAGUAGUGGUAUUAAAAGAUAUAAUGGCUGAUAAAUCAUGCUGGGAUGUGAACCUGACAAAUGGGAUAGUUCGAGCUGAAGGACCACAGUCAUUUGCUAACAGAAGUGUCAGCUCCUUAUCAAGUUCCUUUUCAUCUGUUGAAAGCUCGCCAGAAGCAAGAACUUCAAAGGAUAAGAAAAGUCCAGUAUCUACAUUAACAACUUCAGUCACCAAGAUCUCCCAGACUCUUAAUGUGCCAGGCAAGAAGUCUCCACUGCAACAGCAGCGUGAAGAGAAACAGCAGAACCAUAAAAUGCUUAAGGAAGAGCGGGAGCGUGCAAGAGAAGAGGCCAAACACGCCAAAGAGCGUGCAAAAGAAGAAGCAAAGAGGAAAAGGGAUGAUGAAAAGGAACAGAAAGACAAGGAGAGGAAAGAGAAGAGAGAGAAAGAAGAAAAGGAGAAAGCAGAGAAGUUAAGAUUAAAGGAGGAAAAACGGAAAGAAAAACAAGAUGCAUUAGAGGCCAAAUUGGAAGAAAAGAAAAAGAAGGAAGAAGAGAAACGGUUAAAAGAGGAAGAAAAGCGUUUGAAGGCAGAAAAAGUGAAGGAAAUUUCAGAAAUAACUAGAUUCUUCCAAAAACCAAAGGCUCCACAAGCCCCAAAGACUCUAGCUGGAUCCUGUGGAAAGUUUGCUCCUUUUGAAAUCAAAGAACACAUGUUCCUUGCUCCAACAAGUCGGCUAUACUUAGAUCAAGAAGUUCUGGAGCGAUUAGAUGAGUUGCUGGAACAUCAGAGUUUCAGUGCUAAUUACUUCAAAGAAUUGCACACCAAGAAGCCCAGAACAUCUGGCCCAACAAGCCCCAAAAUAAACAUCACCGAAUGCAGUUCAUGCAGUGAUGUGAUUGUGAUAGACACCAAUUCAAGUAGUGGGACCAUUGAUAGGAAGAAAUUAUGCAGGAUGAAGCUGCUGCAGUUUCGAGAAAAUCACCGUCCUGCCUAUUGGGGGAGUUGGCAGAAGAAGAGUGCAAAGGUGAAUCCCCGGAAUCCUUUUGCUAAAGAUGAGUUACUGGAUUAUGAAGUGGACAGUGAUGAAGAGUGGGAGGAAGAAGAACCUGGAGAAUCUCUCUCCCACAGUGAAGGAGAUGAUGAUGAUGAGGGAGAUGAUGAAGAUGAUGAUGAUGGGUUUUUUGUUCCCCAUGGCUAUUUGUCUGACGGAGAAGGCGCGACCAAUGAGGAGGGUGAAAAUCCUGAAAAACAGAAAAUCCGUCAGCGAAUGAAGGCAAAAGAAUGGGACGAAUUAAUGAAAGGAAAGAAAUUUCAAGUGCUGCAACCCACCCUGCUUGGAUGUUUUUGGGAGAUUGACAGUGACAUGCUGCACAACUCCACCAUGAGGGCUCUUCAACAGUUUUCAAUUCACAUGUUUGAAAACCAGGCUGAAGAUGAACAACUGCAGGGAAUGUACAAUGGGAAAUUAAAAGAAGAACAAAUAUUAAUGAGCCUGCUUCCACUACUUCACGGAAAUGUGAAUGGACGAAAAGCCAUUAUUAAGGAGUUUCAGGAGUGGUACAAAAAUAAACCACCUGCAGAUGUGCUGGCACUUCCUCCUUCUGAUUCAUCAAGUCCUCCAGGCUCUGAUGCCUCCAGACAAGAGACAUCCACGGUGGAUGAGGAUGUGUCCAUCCCAUCCAAGGCAAAAUUGCAACGACUUAUUACAGAAAACGGAGUAUAUGAGAAAAGAAUGGCAUUCAGACUGAGGUGCUGGUAUGUACAUGAAGAAGUGCUGAGAAAGUUUAGGAUGGAAAACCUUCCUGUUCCAGGACAAUGGAAUUACCUCACACAAGUCCAGUCUACAGUCAAGGAAGAUAGUGCCGUUACAGCAGGAAGUGGACAGAAUACUCCUAGUUUGGUUAGGGCCACGACACAAUGCACACCUGGUUCAGGAAAACGAAAGCCAGCUGGAAGUAUGUCCAUAAAAAAGUUCAUGCAGAAGUGUGUAGACACUGAAGCCGAUCAGGCUGAAAUAAUGGAGACUGAUGGUUUUCAGGCAGAUACAGAAGAUGACGAUGAAGCAGAUUGUGUAAUUGUUGAUGUACAGAUGAACAAGCCUAUGCCAAACGAUAAAGAGUGUGACAAGGCGCCUGAAGAUUUGUGCUCUUUGUUGGUCAAGCGUGAGAAGCCUGUGGAAUUGUGUUACCAAUUGGCACCUGACAUCCUGCCUCCAGAACUGAUCGCAGAACUGGCUGCUGAUGAGACGAUGGACAUUGAACCCUGUGAAAAUGCUGCUGUCAACUCCCCCCACCAUACCUGAAUCGAGAUAUAUAUGUGUGUAUAUAUAUAUACUAAUAGCUUUAUGUACGUAGGGUGCUCUUUUUCUCUUUAGAAACUUUUUAAAAACAUUUUCUGUAUCAUUUCAUAAACUUAAUACUUGAAGUUCUGUAAAAAAAUAAAUAAAAUGGCACUUUUGCAACAAAAUUGUGAUUUUCUAAUUAAAAAAAUUAACGCGUAUCAUUGGAAAUGUUGGCAUUAAUAAACACCCAGUUAUGUACAAUGCAAAA